Chinchilla lanigera (long-tailed chinchilla) is the source of this 1570-nucleotide messenger RNA. It is a transcript of the gene Tmed1, whose product is annotated as transmembrane p24 trafficking protein 1. Bases 82 to 765 code for a protein of 227 amino acids. Gene Ontology annotation, cellular component: Golgi apparatus; endoplasmic reticulum-Golgi intermediate compartment; endoplasmic reticulum. The transcript has 4 exons. Lineage: Eukaryota; Metazoa; Chordata; Mammalia; Rodentia; Chinchillidae. Gene Ontology annotation, biological process: intracellular protein transport; Golgi organization; endoplasmic reticulum to Golgi vesicle-mediated transport. The record is from RefSeq and is a predicted model, not a curated record.
UGAGCUUCGCCGAGUAGCUGAGGGGGCAGGGCUAGUCCUUAAAGGAGCCGCGACUUCUGAGCAGACCGUAGAGUGACCCGGAUGAUGGCGGCCGGCAUGGCCCUAGCCCUAGCCCUGUGGCUACUACUGCCGCCAGUGGGGGUAGGAGGGGCGGGACCUCCUCCGAUCCAGGAUGGCGAGUUCACGUUUCUGUUGCCCGCGGGGAGGAAGCAAUGUUUCUACCAGUCCGCGCCGGCCAACGCAAGCCUCGAGGCCGAGUACCAGGUGAUAGGAGGUGCGGGGCUGGACGUGGAUUUCACGCUGGAGAGCCCCCAGGGUGUGCUGUUGGUCAGUGAGGCCCGCAAGGCGGAUGGGGUGCACACGGUGGAGCCUACGGAGGCCGGCGACUACAGGCUGUGCUUCGACAACUCCUUCAGCACCAUCUCCGAGAAGUUGGUGUUCUUCGAGCUCAUUUUUGACAGCUUGCAAGAUGACGAAGAGGUGGAGGGCUGGGCGGAGGCCGUGGAACCCGAGGAGAUGCUGGACGUCAAAAUGGAGGACAUUAAGGAAUCCAUCGAGACCAUGAGGACCCGGCUGGAGCGCAGUAUCCAGCUGCUCACGCUGCUGCGGGCCCUGGAAGCGCGAGACCGCAACCUGCAGGAGGGCAACCUGGAGCGGGUCAACUUCUGGUCCGCCGUCAACGUGGCCGUGCUGCUGCUGGUGGCCGUGCUGCAGGUCUGCACACUCAAGCGCUUCUUCCAGGACAAGCACCCCGUGUGCACGUAGCUCUGCCUCAGAGAACCGACUGAAAAUGGAGGGCCACGGGCCUGUGCAGCUGGGGGUGUCCCCUCCCUAGCCUCCUUUCUGCGGGAGGGGAGGCUGUUGUGGGCUGAGCGCAGUGCCCCUGGCUCGUAGGCCUGGGCCCCUUUGAGGGCCGGAGGUUGUGUACGGUGGUGCUGCUGCGGCGCUGGAGUGCGGCCCCGUGGUUCCCGCACCCCCUGCACACGUGCCUUUGUGUUUCUGCCAUCCUGGGACUGAGCCCAGGGCCUCGCACUGAGCUACAUCCUCGGCCAGUUUUUGUUUGGGACAGGAUCUUGCUAAGUUGCCCGGCUGGGUUUGAACUUGCGAGCCCCCAGCCUCACAUCCCAGGGUGCUGGGGGGACAAGCCCACGCCACCUGCGCUCACGUCUUCCAGGCGGUAUCAGCUCCGCCCUGGAGGGGCCAGGAAGCGACUGGUCCCUGCCCCUCCCCACCUGGGCUCUCUGUGCCAGGUGUCGUGGGCAGGGCGCCACUGCUCGGGGGCCCCACACCUGGCCUUCUCUCCUCGGCCAGGAAGGAGACGACAGCUGCAGCGUUCUUGCCAGGAGAGACUUUAUUUGACAGGACGGGCCCUGGCCCCUCGGCCCAGUGGGUGGCCGGCUGGGCCAGAGUUCUGGGGACAACUGCAGCAGGGCCCUGCAGGACUGUCUGCCCCUUUCCUGCAGGACCCCCAACAGGGCCAAGGGGCAGCUUGGUCACGGCCCAGGGACAGGAGCCUAAAAAAGAGGCCGGUCAGGCCUGGGUCCUGGAGUCAAUAAAUUAUGGUCAGAGA